Molecule: messenger RNA, 1509 nt
Organism: Anas platyrhynchos (mallard)
Lineage: Eukaryota; Metazoa; Chordata; Aves; Anseriformes; Anatidae
Gene: NDP
Product: norrin cystine knot growth factor NDP
Biological process (GO): Wnt signaling pathway; positive regulation of DNA-templated transcription; Norrin signaling pathway
Molecular function (GO): frizzled binding; cytokine activity
Source: RefSeq, a predicted model, not a curated record
UGUCUGGGUGUAUUCACUAGAUUCACUACUGCACUUUUCAGUACCUAAGAGGGAAAUCAGGAGAGCUUUCCAUCCAGUAUUUCUGUUCAACUUGACUGGCGUUUCAUAAGAGGAGGCUUAAUGGGGAGGUAACAGCAGUAGGGAACAGACUCACUCCCCUUCCUCCUUUUUGGCUCUGCAUCUCGGCUCUGAGAGGUCCGUCUAAGGCGUCCAUCUGCUCCUGGCAAGCACCACUCCAACACCUGUGAGCCAGAUGUAAACAGCUGCAUGCCCUAACUUUUGUGUGUUGCAAAUAUAAAAGGCAAGCCAUGUGACAGAGGGACAGAAGAACAAAGCAUUUGGAAGUAACAGGACCUCUUUUUAGCUCUCUGAAGAGUUGGAGGAAAGGAAGGAGCAGAGCAUUUGCCGAAGGAGCACUUUUAAUUUGCACUUUAUUAUUUAUCCAAACUUCUGGGAAGCUUUACUACGGACUGGACAGCACUGACUAUGGAUUAGACUAGAUUUAAUACACAUCCAUGAUUGGCUGAAGCCUAGGAGGAAAGCCGCGGUGUUUGCCUGUGCUGUAGCCCCGAGGGGUAUAUUUAGUAGGUAGCCUACCCCCUCGGCACGACAGAUCGUGCGGCAUGGCUGUGCAGGCAGUCAGUGGCGUGGGAGGAUGCUGCACGGGACCCCCUGGCCGCCCACUGCAGGACAGGGGGAGGCUUUCAGCACUCUGAAAUCCCAGCUUGCCGGGGCAAUUCUUCACUCUGCCUCGGUGUCAGGGGCGCAAGCAUAGCUGUUCUCUGCCUCUCUGGGGGAAAAGAGGAGUUUCGCUGUUAUGAGCCAAGUGAUAAAGUACCAGAGGAGUGUGAGUGCAAUCCCCCAGUGUGGAUACUGCUCCGAGAGAGCCCUGCUGUGGAAGAAAGCCCCAUCUCCCUGCUGAGAUUCAGCUACUCGGGAGAUUCUCUGAUGGAUUACAAUCUCAGUAAACUCUAACUCCAGAAGAAUGACAGCUAAGAGACUUAAACCAGACUUUUUGCUAUCCUGGAGAGGAACUGGGUCCCACGACUUGGAGUUUUUUUAAUACUCUACCUCCCUCUGCUGUUAUCACCGCGAAGUUCCUCAACAAUGGGAAAUCAUGUACUUGCAGCUUCUAUUUCCAUGCUCUCGCUCCUGGCAAUGAUGGGAGAUGCGGACAGUAAAACAGACAGUUCCUUCAUGAUCGACGCUGACCCCAGUCGCUGCAUGAGGCAUCACUAUGUGGACUCCAUCAGCCACCCCCUGUACAAGUGCAGCUCGAAGAUGGUGCUGCUGGCUCGCUGCGAAGGACGCUGCAGCCAGACGUCGCGCUCGGAGCCGAUGGUGUCUUUCAGCACCGUCCUAAAGCAGCCUUUCCGCUCCACCUGCCACUGCUGCCGGCCCCAGACCUCCAAGCUGAAAGCCAUGCGGCUGCGCUGCUCGGGUGGCAUGCGGCUCACCGCGACCUACCGCUACAUCCUCUCCUGCCACUGCGAGGAGUGCAACUCCUAG